CCCGCUCCUUCGCCCAAGCGUCUGCCCCUGCGCCCGCCCGCAUCCCCAGCCAUGGAGAGAAACCACCAAGUGCAGAAGGCCAAGCUGGCCGAGCAGGCUGAGCGCUACGAGGACAUGGCGGACUUCAUGAAGGCGGUGGUGGAGCACGGGGACGAGCUGUCCAACGAGGAACGCAACCUCCUCUCCGUCGCCUACAAGAACGUGGUGGGGUGCCAGCGCUCGGCGUGGAGGGUCAUUUCCAGCAUCGAGCACAAAACCGAAGAAGGGGACGAUAAAGCUCAGCUGGUGAACGAAUAUCGGGAGAAGGUGGAACGGGAGCUGAACGGCGUCUGCAAGAACGUCCUGGCCUUGCUGGACAAGUAUCUCAUCAAGAAAGCCAGCGAUUCCGAGAGCAAGGUCUUCUACUUGAAGAUGAAGGGCGACUAUUUCCGAUACUUGGCCGAGGUGGCCACCGGGGACGACCGUAAGAAGGCGAUCGACAACGCCCAGGAAGCCUACCAAGAAGCCAUGGACAUCAGCAAAAAGGAGAUGCAGCCCACGAACCCCAUCCGCCUGGGGCUGGCCUUUUUUUUCCACUACGAGAUCGCCAACGCCCCCGAGCAGGCCAUCUCCUUGGCCAAGACCACCUUCGACGAGGCCAUGGGCGACCUGCACACGCUCAGCGAAGAUUCCUACAAGGACAGCACCCUCAUCAUGCAGCUGCUCAGGGACAACCUCACGCUAUGGACAGCCGAGUGUGCUGGAGAAGACGGCGGCGAGGCUGGCGAAGAGCCCAAGAACUGA
Messenger RNA from Pterocles gutturalis (yellow-throated sandgrouse), 783 nucleotides. RefSeq names its product stratifin (gene SFN). Lineage: Eukaryota; Metazoa; Chordata; Aves; Pterocliformes; Pteroclidae. Gene Ontology annotation, molecular function: protein kinase binding. The record is from RefSeq and is a predicted model, not a curated record. Gene Ontology annotation, cellular component: cytoplasm. Bases 52 to 783 code for a protein of 243 amino acids. Gene Ontology annotation, biological process: signal transduction. The transcript has a single exon.